Molecule: messenger RNA, 1051 nt
Organism: Tupaia belangeri chinensis (Chinese tree shrew)
Lineage: Eukaryota; Metazoa; Chordata; Mammalia; Scandentia; Tupaiidae
Gene: RAD23A
Product: RAD23 nucleotide excision repair protein A
Biological process (GO): proteasome-mediated ubiquitin-dependent protein catabolic process; nucleotide-excision repair
Cellular component (GO): cytosol; nucleoplasm
Molecular function (GO): damaged DNA binding; ubiquitin binding; proteasome binding
Source: RefSeq, a predicted model, not a curated record
GUGAAGGUGCUAAAGGAAAAGAUAGAGGCGGAGAAGGGGCGGGACGCUUUCCCCGUGGCCGGACAGAAGCUCAUUUAUGCCGGCAAGAUCCUGAGCGACGACGUGCCCAUCAGGGACUACCGCAUCGACGAGAAGAACUUCGUGGUCGUCAUGGUGACCAAGGCCAAAGCUGGCCAGGGUGCCGCAGCACCCCCCGAGGCCUCACCCACUGCUGCUCCGGAGUCCUCCGCAUCCUUCCCGCCGGCCCCCGCCUCAGGCAUGUCCCACCCCCCACCUGCUGCCAGAGAGGACAAGAGCCCCUCGGAGGAGUCAGCCCCGACGACGUCCCCGGAGUCCGUGUCCGGCUCUGUUCCCUCUUCAGGUAGCAGCGGGCGAGAGGAAGACGCGGCCUCCACGCUAGUGACCGGCUCUGAGUACGAGACGAUGCUGACCGAGAUCAUGUCCAUGGGCUACGAGCGGGAGCGGGUGGUGGCCGCCCUGAGAGCCAGCUACAACAACCCCCACCGGGCCGUGGAGUACCUGCUCACGGGAAUCCCCGGGAGCCCUGAGCCAGAGCAUGGUUCUGUACAGGAGAGCCAGGUGUCCGAGCAGCCGGCCACGGAAGCAGGAGACAACCCCCUGGAGUUCCUGCGGGACCAGCCGCAAUUCCAGAACAUGCGGCAGGUGAUCCAGCAGAACCCGGCGCUGCUGCCUGCCCUGCUCCAGCAGCUGGGCCAGGAGAACCCUCAGCUUCUGCAGCAAAUCAGCCGGCACCAGGAGCAGUUCAUCCAGAUGCUGAACGAGCCCCCCGGGGAGCUGGCGGACAUCUCCGACGUGGACGUGGAGGGGGAGGUGGGCGCCAUAGGCGAGGAGGCCCCCCAGAUGAACUACAUCCAGGUGACGCCGCAGGAGAAGGAAGCUAUAGAGAGGCUGAAGGCCCUGGGCUUCCCAGAGAGCCUGGUGAUCCAAGCCUACUUCGCGUGUGAGAAAAACGAGAACUUGGCGGCCAACUUCCUCCUGAGUCAGAACUUUGACGACGAGUGAGGCGGGGAGGCCAGGCCGCCCACCGCCC